AUGCCUGCUACAGAAGAAACAGAACCGGGAACACGAAACAGAAAAUUGACUGAAAAAGGAAGAGAAUAUAAACAUGAACAGUACAACAAAAUUUUCAGAACACUGAGGUUAACAAGUGGUGCGAUUAGACAGCUUAUUUCUGAUAAUGAAUCUCCAGAAACAGUAAGAAAAAAGUAUGCUUCUUGGCUUGAAGAUUAUGAACAUUUUCUUGUGAUAUUUGAUGAACUUGUACCUCAAUUUACCGACAAGAAUGAGAAAGAAGAAUUGCUUAAGGCUCAUUAUGACUAUGAUGUGUUCCUCAUGAACUUCAAGAAAGAAAUAGAAGAGUUCUUUUCCAAAAAUCAGAGUGUUAAGGAGGAAUCACAAAAGUCCAAGUCUCACACAUCUAUAGCAUCAAGUAUUUCGUCCAAGCGCCUUGAGGAGGAACAAAGAGUAGCUGAGUUGAAAGCUCGCAAGGCAGCACUCUUCCAUAAGAAGGAACUAGAGCUAGCAAAGGUGAAACUAAAACUUGAAGAAGAAGAGUUGGAUUUGAAUACAAAUAUCGCUAUUGCGAAUGCUAAAACAGAAGUUCUUCAGAAAUAUGAAAGAUAUGAGGAUGCUGAUUUGCAUGAUGUUGAUUCUUACAUAGACAUUGGAAAUCCUAGAACAUUAGCGCCAAAACCAACACCAAAAACGCCUUUGUUUCAUAGUGACUUUGCGUCAGCACCGUCCUUGUUUGAGAGGCCUUUGAAUCCGAAUGCAGAGACAUUCACACCCAAGCGUGAAGAAAUUCCUCCACUUGACCUUCAUUGCCUUGAUAUCAAAACAAAACCACAGAUAUCUGAAUCAGACGCUAUACAGUGUGUCGUACAAUAUCUCCGAAAACCGGUAGCAGAAAUAAGGAAAUUUGGAGGAAAUCCAUUAGAGUAUAGACGUUUCAUUAGACAAUUCAAUACUAAAGUUGUAAUGAAUACCAAAGACAAUGAUGAAAGAAUGAAUUAUCUGGAACAAUUGACUUUCGGAGAAGCACACAGAGUAGUGUCUGGAUUUAGUCAUAUGUCGGGAGACAGAGCCUACACAGCAGCAAUGAAUCAACUUGAAGAGCGGUAUGGGGACAAUGAGGUAAUCGCAACAGCAUUCAUAAAGAAGGCGUUAGAUUGGCCAGCAGUGAAGGAUGCAAAGAUGCUAGAUGAGUUCUCUUUGUUCUUGGUGGAGUGUCAGAAUGCAGCUGAAAGCAUCGAUAGUGUUUCUGUACUAGACUAUUCAGAUAAUAUAAAGAGACUUAUGACAAAACUCCCUGUGUAUAUGCAUGAUAGGUGGAGAAAUGUUGUGCUGAAAACUAAGGAAACCAAGAAAACAGUGAAGUUUAAAGACUUUGUUAGUUUUGUGAAAACAGAAGCUAAGAAAUCGAACGAUCCCACAUAUGGUAACGCAUCUUUUGGUGGAAAUUCCAAGAAUCAGGAUCGCAACCAGAAGAGAGCUGUUGCGUCUACUGAUGUCACAAGUGAAGUACAUGUACAAGACUUUAAAGUACGAGAACAGAAGUGUGAAUUCUGUGAAAGUAGUACCCAUGCACUGAAUGACUGCAAGAAGUUUGUAACCAAAGGACUUCAAGAUAGAUACAACUUCCUGCGAAAUAAUGGACAGUGUUAUGGAUGUCUUAGGAAAGGCCAUGUUACUAAAAAAUGUAAAGCUAGACUUCAGUGUUCCAUAUGCAGCAGACGUCACCCUACGAUCCUACAUGAUCCUACGAAAUGUGUAGCAAAACCUACAGAUGAAGAAAACAUUAAUCCUGUGUCAACGGAUGUCAAAACUACAUGCAAGAUCUCUAAACCUCAGAUCAGUGCCUUUAGUGAUAAAGGGGCCGGAGAAACAACCUGUGCUAUGGCGAUUAUUCCAGUGAGAGUAAAACUGAAAAAUAAACCAUAUAGCAUAGAAACUUAUGCAUUCUUUGACUCUGGCAGCAGUGUGUCAUUUUGUACAGAAAACAUAAUGCAUAGACUUGGAGCAAGUGGGAAGAAGAAACAAAUCACCAUAAAAACAAUGGGGGAUUCCCAGAAACUAAACACUUACGUCGUCAGUGGGUUGCAAGUAUGUGAACUUUCGAUGGAGCAUAUUAUAACUCUACCAAAUGUGUACACGAAAGAAUGCAUGCCCGUAUCAAAGGAACACAUUCCAACACAGCAAGAAUUAAAACAGUGGCCACAUCUGUCAACGAUUCAAACAUCUGAAAUUGAUGCAGAAAUUGGAAUUAUGAUUGGGAAUAAUGUACCUGAUGCUUACUCUCCAUUCGAGGUAAUUGCUGGGCCAAGCGGUUCUCCUCAUGCAACAAGGACUAGACUAGGAUGGAUCGUAUGGAAUGUCAUAAGGGAAAAUGCAUCAGAUACAUUUGACAUAAACAGAGUGGCUAUAGAAGAUGCUCAGGAAAGAGACAGAAACUUAGAAAAAAUGGUGAAAGAUUCCAUAAACUAUGACUUUCCAGAACGUCUUGAAGAUGAUGUGAAAGAAAACUCUUUAGAAGAUAAGAGCUUCUUAACUCAAGUUUCAGAAUCGAUUCACAUUCGAGAUGGUCAUUACUCGAUUGGACUUCCGUUUAAGGAUCCUUUGAUUCAGUUACCCAACAAUAUCAUGCAGGGAUUUCAGAGACUUGAGAGUCUGAAGAAGAAACUGAUAAAGGAUCCAAAGGUUAGAAAUGACUAUGUGACUUUUAUGAACAAACUGUUUGAGAAGGGAUAUGCGGAACCUGUUCCCCAGAGUCAGUUACAAAGAGAGGACGGCAGAGUAUGGUACCUCCCACACCAUGGAGUUUACAAUGAUAAAAAACCAGGGAAAAUCAGAGUUGUGUUCGACUGCUCUGCAGUUUAUAUGGGGAUUUCACUAAACAGCCAGUUACUCCAAGGACCCGAUCUUACAAAUAGUUUACUUGGUGUACUUUUAAGAUUUCGUCAGGAGAAAGUUGCUAUUCAAGGAGAUAUUGAAGCAAUGUUUCACCAAGUAUCUAUCCCUGAACAAGAUCGAGACUGUCUAAGAUUUCUGUGGUGGAAGGACGGCAAUCUGGAUGCCAGCCCUGAACAAUACAGAAUGAAAGUUCACAUCUUUGGAGCCACUUCCUCUCCUACUUGCUGUAACUUUGCACUACAACAGACAGCUAAAGAAUAUGGUUCUGACUUUGACCCUACAGUUGUGACCACAGUACUCAGGAACAUGUAUGUAGAUGACUGUUUGUCUUCGGUUGACACAGAGAAGAAAGCAGCGUUACUCAUUGAAGAUCUGUCUACACUUUGUAGUAAAGGUGGCUUCCAUCUGACAAAAUGGAUAAGUAAUUCCAAACAAGUGUUAGAAUCUGUUCCAGAAGAAGAUCGAGCCAAAGAUGAGCAGAAAUGGAACCUCGAAGGUGAAAGUGAAACACUCGUAGAACGUGCACUAGGUGUGUACUGGCUUGUUAACAGUGACCGUUUAGGAUUCCUGAUUAACAUUAAAAAUCAGCCAACGACCAGAAGAGGAAUUCUAUCUAUAGUGAGUUCAAUAUUUGAUCCUCUUGGUAUCGUAUCACCUUUUGUGAUGACAGCAAAGACACUUCUUCAAAAAAUGUGCAAAAAUUCAGUUGGAUGGGAUGAAGAGAUUACAGGAAGUCAACUAAAGGACUGGAUAAAUUGGCUGACACAAGCAAAAGAACUUGAAAAUGUGACACUUGGAAGAUGCUACAAACCACAGGACUUCGGGAAGAUGACAUGUCAGGAGUUGCACUGUUUUGCAGAUGCAAGUGAAGUUGGAAUUGGAGUGGUGAUAUAUCUACGACUCGUCAGUGAAACUGGAAAAAUCCACUGUUCCUUCGUUCUUGGGAAAUCGCGGGUGGCACCAUUAAAAACAGUGACAAUACCGAGACUUGAGUUGACGGCAUCAACCUUAGCAGUGAAAUUAUGCAAGAUAGUCACAAAACAGUUGGAUUACCAAAUUGAUCAAGUUUACUUCUGGACAGAUAGCAUGUCAGUUCUUCGUUAUAUAAAGAACACGAAAACUCGCUUUCAAACAUUUGUCGCGAAUAGGCUUGCCAUUAUUCAUGCAGCAACUACAAUCAACCAGUGGCACUAUGUCACCUCGAAAUUAAAUCCAGCAGACUGUGCCUCAAGGGGAAUACCAGUAGUGAGUAGAUUUCUAAAUUCAGCAUCAUGGUUCAGCGGCCCUGAGUUUUUAUGGAAACCAGAUGUUUCAUGGCCAUCUACUGAAAUCGCUAGUGACUUGUUAGAAAUUGACAGUGCUGAAAUUAAGGAGAGUGUCAACACAGCAGUUGAGACAGAAACAGUGGAAGGAAUGGAAAGAUUACUCCGGCACUUCUCUUCAUGGAAGAAGCUGAAAACAGUGACUGGAUGGCUACUCUUAGCACUAGAAAACCUCAAAAUAAUAGUAGAGAGGAAAAGUGAACAGAGAUCAAGAAUGACAUUCUUGACAAAGCAGAAACAAACAUUUUGA
This is a messenger RNA of Saccostrea cuccullata (small rock oyster), 4449 nucleotides long. RefSeq lists its product as uncharacterized. The transcript is spliced from 2 exons. NCBI's taxonomy places the organism in Eukaryota, Metazoa, Mollusca, Bivalvia, Ostreida, Ostreidae. The record is from RefSeq and is a predicted model, not a curated record. Bases 1 to 4449 code for a protein of 1482 amino acids. Gene Ontology annotation, molecular function: nucleic acid binding; zinc ion binding.